UGGGACGGCCGCUGGUCGGUCUCCUAGCGCGGCUGGCUAGGUGCUCCGGAGUUCCGCGCUUUCCGCGGAGUUGGCUGCGUCCGGCAGUUGAGCUGCACGCGGAGGGGCUGCCCUCGCCUCCUUGCACCGCCGGUCCCGCUCCAGAGUCUCAGAUAUGGGCCUUCAUCAGUUCCUGGUGUCCUUCUUUGUCCUGCUGUUGUCUGGUACCGAAGUCACAGGCACCCUAAAGAGCACCCUGGACCCGAGCCUCAAGAUUUACAAGAAGAUGUUUGAGGUGAAGCGGCGGGAGCAGUUGCUGGCACUGAAGAACUUGGCACAACUGAACGACAUCCACCAGCAGUACAAGAUCCUCGAUGUCAUGCUCAAGGGGCUCUUCAAGGUGCUGGAGGACUCCCGGACAGUGCUCACUGCUGCAGAUGUGCUCCCAGACGGGCCCUUCCCCCAGGAUGAGAAGCUGAAAGAUGCUUUCUCCCAUGUGGUGGAGAACACAGCCUUCUUUGGUGACGUGGUACUGCGCUUCCCGAAGAUCGUACACCACUACUUUGACCACAAUUCCAACUGGAACCUCCUCAUCCGCUGGGGCAUCAGCUUCUGCAAUCAGACAGGCGUCUUUGACCAGGGCCCCCACUCACCCAUCCUCAACCUGAUGGCCCAGGAGCUGGGGAUCACUGAGAAAGACUCUGACUUCCAGAACCCAUUUAAAAUAGACCGGGCAGAGUUCAUUCCUAGCACUGACCCUUUCCAGAAGGCCUUGAGGGAAGAAGAAAAACGCCGGAAGAAGGAGGAGAAGCGGAAAGAGAUCCGAAAAGGCCCAAGAAUCUCAAGAUCUCAGUCUGAAUUGUAGCCCUGGAGCAGUUUGGGACCUAAGGGAUCAUCAAGAGGCCAGUCAGAAGAGGCGCAGCCGUGUGGCUGUGGUAUAGCAGCAUCAAGCACCAUGGUGAGCACCAGCCACUUCCGGAUGGGGACCCUAUGUUUGCUGAGUCCUCAGGAGCUGGGUCUGAGCCUUGGCCCAAAAGACUGAGCCUCUGGGAUCUUAGGGCACACCAAGGGGGUCUUGAGAGGACACUGUUCUGUAGACAGGAGCUUGCAGAGAAGCUGUUGGGGGAGGCUGGCUGAGGGACUCCUGGUCUGGAUCCUCUUGGUGAGAGUUGCAGGCCAGCUGCUGGCCUUUGUGAGGAAGCGGUAGAAUCUGGCUCUGAAUUACAGGUGAAGGUGUCAUGCUUGUAGCUGGCCUCACUGUAUUCCUGGACUGCCUAUCACCAUUCCAGCUCUCUGCAGAGCAACGCUAAAAGGCAGCAAAUUCAUUGGCCUCACCAAGACUGACGAGGAGGCUGUAAGGACACCAGGAGCUUCUAGAAGCGGCAGGACCAGCCUGGAGUAUGUUUCUGCCUCACCGGGAGGGAGCCCCAGGCCUUCGCAUUGCAGAGAAACAAGAACAAGAAACAAGAGGUUUAGGCCUCUCAUUCACUCACUGCUGCCCUUCAUAAGGGAUCAGUUUGGAGGGGACCCAGAAGUGUCCUGGGAGGGUGUUUAUUUCAAGGAGACCUUAAAAGAACAUGAUCUCUAGUCUCAGAUAACUGGGGACAGUCACUGAGCUGGUUCAGGGGACAAUCAACUUGUUCUCUCUGCUGCUAAAGCUAGAGCCUGUGUGGGGGGUGAUGUUAUAGGGGACAGGUUACAGGAGGCUGGCUUGGUAAUGGGACUACUGUAAACUGCGCUGACCAGACGGUGGGCUUCUCAGUUCAGGGUUCAGGCAGAGUCUCGUGGCCACAGGGCAGGGAGCUAUGGCAGGAGUUAGGCCCUCGGAGGGCAGCCUGGUCUCUAUGAAUUCCAAAGCAGGUGGCUGCCUUGGCUCUAUUGAAAUUACAGUGCUACCUCUUCGAUCUUGCCAAGCCAAAAUGUAUCCCUUAAAGGCAUGGAGACACCCACCAUCCCUGUGUCAUCCCCAGCCAUACCCCUGCCUUCAGGAACACUCUUCCUCUUACUGCUGACAGUGGUGGCAAGACCUGAGCCUUAGCCCGACUGACCUUGGCCUACUCUCUUUCUUCCCUGAGCUGUGCCUUCAUUGGUAAAAUCAAUUGGAUGAUGUCUGAAUCCUCGGCCAAGCUCCAACCUACAUCCGUGGAGGCUUGCCUUUCUACUGGCCAGCACAGCAAAGGGAAGCCAGGUGUUGGGGAGGCUUCUUGGAAGGUCCCAGAGUAGCCUGCUUCUCAACAGUCAUGCAGGAGAAGUAUGGGGAUGAGAAGUAGUCGGGAAGAGGGCUGGAGAAGUUUUCCCAUAGAAAUGCUUAUCCGAUGCAGAAGAGAUACACAGCUGGCCCAAGAGACCUGGGCUGCAUUCCCAGCCUGUCCCUUCCAGCUGUAUGACCUAGCCGAUUCCUGUGAGGUUUCUCUGAUAUGACAGCACUAGAGUCUGGGACUUCCUGGCCUAUGGAAAGGAUGAGAUCUACCCAUCAUCUAUUGAACCUGUGCUAGUGUUGUGGGACUAGGGGCCAGAGGCAGCCACGAGGGUCCUCCCUGUUCCCUUCCUCUUUGAGAGAGGUUGUGGUUGAUGGCUUUGCAAGGAAAAUGCUUCUUCCCUUAACUGAAGGAAGAACUUCUAAGGAACCAGGUCAGCUUGGCUGUGGACCUGUCUUUCUUUUCUGGGAUUUUGUUGUUGUUUGGUUGGUUGUUUCUUUGAGACAGGGUCUCACUAUGUAGCUCAGACUGUCCUGGAACUCACUCUGCAGACCAGGCUGACCUCAAACUCACAGAGAUUAAUUCUGAGAUUAAAGGUGUGUGUCACCACACCUAGUGGUGGGUGGGAGGGUGGGUUUAGAAAACAAAAACACAAAACACUUGAGGGAGGGCACUUGCUUCUCCAGCUCACUCAGUGGCUGGGAUUCAAUUAUGUGACUGUAGCUCUACCAAUUGUAUGUUUAGGUAGUGGCCGUAGCCUAGGUAACUGUGUAUGUUUUCUAGUGGCCUGACCAGUGGCCAUUGCUAUGGGUGCUCAUGGUGGCAAUAAUGACAGUGUGGUCUUGGAUGUUUCAGCCUUCUAAGUCCAGUCCAUGGCACUCCUGGAGACUCCAGGAGUCCCUUCAUUUUCCCUUAAGCAGGGCAUUUCAACAGUGUGGCACUGUUCACAUUUUGAACCACUCUACUGUCCUCAGGCUAUCCUGAGUGGUGUAGGAUAUUUAGUAGUAUCCCUGCCCCCCACCGGCUAGAUGCCAGUAGAGUCCCACAGUUAGGACGACUAACAAUGUCUCCAGCCAUUGCUAGAUGUCUCUCCUUCCCUCCUCAGUUCUGUUUUCCUCGGCCCUCCCGAGUCAGUGUCCAGAUGGACGAGGGCUUUAGGGGAUGAUCCUUCUGGGUUGUUCUUGUGCCCAGCUCUGUCCUUGGUCAAAGUCUGCUGUCUCUCGUAGUGUCUUCCCUCCGCUUUUCUUUAAAGGAAUAGGUAUUCUGGCCUAGCUUCCCUUCCCUUGGCUCUUCUUCUUGGACAGUCACAGCUUAAAUCUGCCCUGCUACCACCUGACAACCGUCAUUUCCUGUGUUUCAGCUCAGUCUAGCCACACUCUUGAUCGAUCCAGCCAGAAAGCUUCCUAGAGGUAGUGAUAUCCGAUAGAUGGGGGAAACCUGAAAGCAGAGCUCUUGGAGGAAGUCAGUGGGAAAUAUUUCCAUGGUGUACAGCAGCUACCCAAUGCACAGUAGAUAUCUGGACAUAACACUUAGUCCAGUCACUUCAAAUGAACAACCCAAGUCCUGGGGAGUAGCUUGUGCAGCGGGAGCCAGCUGAAAGAGACAGUCAGUUAUGUGGGCAAGGCUAGGAGGUGUCAGUGUUUGCUGAGGUUUGGGCCGGGGCAGUGACCAUCUUAUUACCACUUAUUUUUUAUUUUUAUUUUAUUUAUUUAUACUUGGUUUUUCAAGACAGGAUUUCUCUGUGUAGCCCUGGCUGUCCUGGAACUCUCUCUGUAGACCAGGCUGACCUUGAACUCAGAGAUCUGCCUACCUCUGCCUCCAGAAUGCUAGGAUUAAAUGCGUGGGCUACCAUUGCCCUGCUUAAAAAAAAUAAAGAUAUUUCAAGGAAAAAAAAAAGUCUACAAACCUAGUUCAAGGACAGCGUGUACUACAUAUAACCUGUCCCCACAGAAAAGGUGUGUGCCACCAGCCAUUUCCACUGGGCCUUCAUUUGUGCUUCUUCAGGUCAGUUCACCAAGCAUACAUGGAAAGGCAGAACUUACGGGAAUUGGUUCUCUCCACUUGGUGAAUCCCAGGGAUUGAACUUGGGUCACUGGGUUUAUCGGCAAGCACCUCUACCCACUGACCCAUCUUGCUGGUCCCAGGCCAGAGUCUUGAUAUCAUAAGGCAGGCCCCUUGUGAGUCUCAUCACACCUUUUCCUUGGUCACUUGUGCCAUUGUCUGUUACUUUUAUGUUCAGUGUUUUUGUCAUUCACAGACACACACAAACACACACAAGCACUUAAUGUAAGGCCCUCAAGUGGCCAGGUCCUGUCCCCAGAGUACUCUAAGGUCCCUAAAGGCAGUUUUCAGCCCCUCAAGAUACAGGUGGCCAAGCUCUGCUCUACAAAAAAAAAAAAAAAAAAGGAGGAGGAGGAGGAAGAGAAGGAGGAGAAGGAGAAGGAGAAAGAAGAAGAAGAAGAAGAAGAAGAAGAAGAAGAAGAAGAAGAAGAAGAAGAAGAAAAGAAGAAGCAGAAGCAGCCGCCCAAGAUCAGCCACAGAAACUCACCAAUCCCUACUUGCUCCUAAGAUCAGGCCACAGAAUCCCGCCAGGAAACCUCCAUCCACACACACCCUCAAGCAACCCUGUAUAAAGCCUGCCUCCUGCUCAGUUCUCUGCUGCUUCUCCCAGCCACACUCUUGUGUCUGUGCCUGUAAUUCUCUUGUGUGAGGCUUGUUACCUUUCCCCUCGGAGCUGCAACACUUGCGUUGGGAAAACCUUUCCCCUCCCAGGGCUGCAACCCUUACACCUGGAAGGCAAGACCUGUUUGCUUGCUACAGAAAUCAAAUAAAGGUGAAAAUUGCCAGGGUGGUCCUGUGCUGUUUUGAAGAUAACAGUUGCCUACCCAGCCCAAUUGCACGGAUUAAUGGAGCCACAAGUUUCUCCGUGCAGCCUGUCUGACCCCUAAAACAGCUGCCUCAGACUCAGGAAGAUUUUCCCAUGUACGUCAUGAAAGCUUUUUCCUGUCAAUAAAUACACACGACUUUCUUCUAA
Peromyscus maniculatus bairdii (prairie deer mouse) is the source of this 5211-nucleotide messenger RNA. RefSeq names its product coiled-coil domain containing 134 (gene Ccdc134). NCBI's taxonomy places the organism in Eukaryota, Metazoa, Chordata, Mammalia, Rodentia, Cricetidae. The record is from RefSeq and is a predicted model, not a curated record.